Trichosurus vulpecula (common brushtail) is the source of this 1818-nucleotide messenger RNA. RefSeq names its product sodium-coupled monocarboxylate transporter 1-like. The transcript has 15 exons. Gene Ontology annotation, cellular component: membrane. Lineage: Eukaryota; Metazoa; Chordata; Mammalia; Diprotodontia; Phalangeridae. The coding region runs from base 1 to 1818 and encodes 605 amino acids. Gene Ontology annotation, biological process: sodium ion transport; propanoate transmembrane transport. Gene Ontology annotation, molecular function: organic acid:sodium symporter activity. The record is from RefSeq and is a predicted model, not a curated record.
AUGAGCGCGCAGCAGGAAACCAGGACCUUCGUGGUGUGGGAUUACUUGGUGUUCGCGGGGAUGCUGCUCAUCUCCGCAGCCAUAGGCAUUUAUUAUGCCUUCUGGCGUGGCGGCCAGCAGACCCAGGCAGACUUUCUGAUGGGCGGCCGGAAGAUGACGGCGCUGCCCGUGGCGCUGUCCCUUACUUCCAGUUUCAUGUCCGCCAUCACGAUCCUGGGUAUCCCCGCCGAGAUCUAUCGCUUCGGGGCCGUAUUCACCAUCUAUGGGUUCUCCUAUAUCAUUAUUGUGGUCAUCACCUCGGAAGUCUUCCUUCCAGUCUUUUACAAACUGGGAAUUACCAGCACCUACGAGUACCUAGAGCUUCGUUUUAACAAACACAUCCGGCUCUGUGGAACGGUUCUGUUCAUCAUUCAAACGAUUCUGUACAUGGGAGUUGUCAUUUAUGCUCCGGCUCUUGCUAUGAAUCAAGCCACGGGACUCAAUUUGUGGGGCACGAUUAUUGUCACAGGAGUGGUCUGCAUCUUCUACAGCUCAAUGGGUGGAUUCAAAGCUGUUGUCUGGAUACAUGUUUUCCAACUUGGAAUUAAGAUGGCUGGAUUUUUUUCCGUGAUCAUACAGGGUACUGUGGUUCAAGGUGGAAUUAACAAUAUCCUAAAUGAUUCCUAUCAUGGAGGAAGAUUAAACUUCUGGGACUUCAAUCCCAGUCCUCUUCGAAGAUACACCUUCUGGACGAUCAUCAUUGGCGGUUCCAUCACAUGGCUCACCAUCUUUGGUAUCAAUCCAGCUCAAAUCCAGAGGUACAAUGCCUGCAAAAGCCGUUUCCAUGCAAAAAUGGCCCUUUAUAUAAAUCUUAUAGGAUGCUGGGGAAUUCUUGCCUGUACAACGUUGUGUGGUCUUGUCCUUUAUUCAAGAUACCAUGACUGUGAUCCAUGGACAUCAAAGAAAGUAUCGGCACCAGACCAGCUCAUGCCCUAUUUAGCACUGGACAUUCUGCAAGAUUUUCCAGGACUCCCAGGACUCUUUGUGGCAUGUAUAUAUAGUGCAACACUGAGUACCGUGUCUGCCAGCGUCAAUGCCUUAGCUGCAGUAACAGUCUCAGACCUCAUCAAACCUCACUUCCCAUCACUCUCGGAAAAGACUCUGUCUCGGCUUUGUAAAGUGACAAGUAUGCUGUAUGGAGCCCUGUGCAUUGGAAUGGCAGCUUUGGCAUCACUUAUGGGAGCUUUGUUACAGGUGGUGCUCAGUAUCUUUGGUAUCAUUGGUGGGCCUCUUUUGGGUUUGUUUUCUUUGGGCAUCUUGGUCCCCUUUACCAACUCAAUGGGGGCAUUUGUAGGGCUCACUACAGGAUUCAUCAUUUCCCUUUGGGUUGGAAUUGGAGCUCAGCUUUAUCCUCCCCUUCCAGAGAAUAAUUUACCAUUGAGCCUUAUUACAGAUGGUUGUAACAUAACCAACUUCCACCGCCAGAGGAACUGGAACUCAACUACAGAAACACCAUUUUCUCCAAAUGCUUUUCAAGUUCAUCGUGCUGAAAGAACUCCCCUAAUGGACAACUGGUAUUCCUUAUCAUUCUUGUACUUCAGCACCGUUGGAAUGUUGGUCACUAUAUUUGUGGGAAUAAUUGUUAGCCUUCUAACAGGAGGAAGGAAACAGAGUAUAGAUGACAGAUUCCUACUAACCAAAGAAGACUUUUUAUCCAACUUUGAUUUUUGCAAGAAGGGGAAACUAGUUUUAAACCAGCCACUUUAUGUGAUGGAAGAUGAAGGUACUAAAACACCUGACUUCAAUCAACCAACCGAACAGUCAACAAAAAAUUUUUAA